Mollisia scopiformis is the source of this 1482-nucleotide messenger RNA. RefSeq lists its product as uncharacterized. Gene Ontology annotation, molecular function: nucleic acid binding. The transcript has a single exon. Gene Ontology annotation, cellular component: nucleus. Lineage: Eukaryota; Fungi; Ascomycota; Leotiomycetes; Helotiales; Mollisiaceae. The coding region runs from base 1 to 1482 and encodes 493 amino acids. The record is from RefSeq and is a predicted model, not a curated record.
AUGCGUAUUCUCAACGGCAAGUUGCUGCGUCCCACACAGUAUCCAAGGUCGGCCUUGGACGUUUCAUCAGCAGGUCGAGUAAUGACACGUCUUCUCCAGCAAAGUCUCGGCAUACCAGUGUCUCAAGUUGACACCGAAACCAUCCAACAGGCCUCAGUUGAUCCCGUAUUCAUCUCGAUCGGUUGUGAAUUCAGUACGACAGCCAUCCGCGAGAUAGGAAUUUCUAUAUUGGAUACUCGCCAUCUCAGAGACUUAUCCGUUACCUCUUCAUCAAUCUGCGACUUUCAAAGAGCGAUUCAAAGUUACAAUUUUGAAUUUUGGAAGGCGAAACAAAAACCUAUAUCUCGUGCUCCUCGGAAAACUUUCAUCUUUGGCCAAUCUGCUCUUGUAGAUAAACCUGAACUGCGACUCAUCCUACACAAUUUUUCCAGAGCCGAUGCAGCUCGAGAAUUGGUGGUGGUGGGUCACGGCUUAGGCUCUGACUUGAAGUGGUUGGCCAGCGAGGACUUUCUUCUACCAGAUGUCAAAGUUCUUGAUACGCAGGCUGUAGCCACACAUUUGUUCCCUGAGCUUAAGGAUCGUGCGGUCACUCGCAAGGGCGAUGAAGUUGACCUCAAUGUGAGAACUGGACUGGGGAAAUUAGUGGAUAAACUGGGCAUUCCGCAUAGUGAGAGAUACUUCCACAAUGCAGGUAAUGAUUCCAACUUCACCAUGAGACUACUUCUUAUGCUUGCCAUCCAAAGCACGGGGGAAACACUCCAACCUACAGAGACUGAUUCAAAGUUAUUGGUCUUGCAAGCAAUUGCUAAUACUCCUCUCAUCAGGGUUCCUAAAUACGACGACAUGCUCUUUGAGCAGACAAUUACGGAUGAGAUGUUUGAAAGACGAGCCUCUUACAUCGACCGUCUGUCGAGCAAGAUCCGACGACGCGGAGCUCGGCGCCUUCGGAAGUUAAGAGGAGAGGACGAAAUAUAUGAAAAACAGGUCCAUCACAUCGGUCAUCCCGUCGUCCGUCAUUCCAAAUUAUUCAAAAAGCCCCGAAGAUGCAAAAAUCGAUGCGCCCGAAUCUCGGAAGGAUGGGAUGAAAUUCUUGCAAGACAGGCUCUUCAAGUCGAGAAUGACUCGAGCAUGGCCCGACAACGAGAAGUUCGACGCCUCCGACUCCUUCGAAGGCCGGUACGGAAACUUCAACGGGCAAAUCUCAUCGCGAGGUUCAUUCUAGGUGAACUCGACCCCUUCGAAGCUCCGCCAGAGACCCAGGCUGGAACGGACAAUGUACUACCAAAAUCUCCUUCAUCUUCCACCAAAUCUAACACACCAUCUACGCCAAUAUCACUAAAGUCGCUAGUGAAGUCACUUCCUGGACUCAACUUACGCGAUAUCUCGUCGACCACUCCUGACAUCCAGAAGAUUUUCUCCGUGGCAGAAACACUUGAAGUCAGCCCCAGCGACAGAAAGAGUGACGAAGCAUACCACGCUUAA